AUGAAAGUAUUAACUCCUAUGAUGAGGCAAUACUUUGAAAUUAAAAAUCAACAUCCCGACAAGUAUAUUUUUUUCCGCUUGGGUGAUUUUUAUGAAAUUUUUAGCGAAGAGGCCGUUGAAGUUUCUAAAAUCUUAAAUAUCACUCUCACUAAGAGGAAUAACAUUUACAUGUGUGGUUUCCCGCACCAACAACUCCAUCAUUACACUCAAAAGGUGAUCUCCAAAGGCAAGAAAAUUGUCAUUGUCGAACAAAUGGAAAAACCAGAAGACUCUUCUCAAAAAUUAGUUGAAAGGAAGGUUUCACAAAUCAUCACACCCGGGACAACCUUGGAUGAUUUUAAUUUGUUGGAAAAAGAAAAAAACUUUAUUAUUCACCUUUCCUUUAAUGAAGCGGCUUUGAAUCUUUUAGUUUCUACCCAUUCCUAUUUUUUGGUUGCUCUUGAUAUUUCAACGGGUGAAACGAUCUUUGUUAGUUUACAAGACAAGCAGGAUUUGGAAAACGAAAUCGAUAGAUUUUUUGAAAACUAUUCUCCUAAGGAAGUUAUUCUUUUCAAAGAGGACGAAACAGGUGGAUCUCAAGAGAGUUUUUAUAAUAUAGAAAAAAUCAAAAAUAAUUAUCCGAAUGCGAUUAUUAACUACUUGGAUAAACCAGACCAUGCCACCAUAACUAAUCGUCUUAACAGGGUUUUUUCGAAAACCCCGUUAGAUUCUCAAGACUCUCAAGAAAAUGAUUCCUCAUCAUCUCCAUUAAGUAAUUUUUGGAGCGAUCCUCAAUAUCCCGAUUAUCCUCUCGCUCAAGGAUUGUGCCUCUUACUUAACUAUGCUGAAAGCAACCAAAAUGAAAUCAUCACCUAUUUACAGAAACCCAAAUGGAUAUCCAAGAAAAACUACAUGGCAUUGGAUUUCCAAACACUAGUCCACUUGGAAAUUUUUAAAAACAACCUUGAUCACACUUCAAAAUACAGUUUAAUUUCCGUUAUUGAUUACACUCUUACUUCAAUGGGAGCACGAAAACUCCAAGAAUCGAUUGCCCUGCCAUCUCUUAAUGCCGAACUCAUCAAUUAUCGCCUUGAUCAAACCGAGUAUCUCUACCUUCACCCCCAUACACUUAAGGAGAUUCGUAGUCAAUUAAAGAACAUUUCCGAUUUGGAAAGGAUAGGGUCUCGCAUUGUUUUAAAAAAAGUUUUACCAAGGGAAUUCAUCUCUUUAAAGCAAUCUCUUAGAUGCAUUCAUCAACUUUUUUCAUUAGUACUGGGGAAAAAUCCUAAUCUACUUGUGUCUUCACUCAACCAUAACAUUCAACUUUUUGAAAAAAUGAUGCCAGUACUUCUUCAAUUGAUUAAGAGGAUUGAUGAUUGUUUGGUCAGCUCGCCUGGUAAUGACUUUCAAAAAGGUGGCAUUGUUAAACCCGACAUUGACCCUAAACUUAGCGAAUAUUUUCUUAUUAAGAAAAAUUCCGAGGAACUUCUUAGCCAAUUAGAAGCAAAAGAAAGACAAAAAAGUACUAUAACCAAUUUAAAAAUAAAAUAUAACGGUAACCUAGGCUUCUUCUUUGAAACUCGCAAGCAUAACUUAAAAAAUAUUCCAGAAUAUUUCAUUCCUAAACAAAGUUUAGUCAAUUGUGAAAGAUUUACGACGAAAGAGCUCAUUAAGCUUGAGGGGAAAAUUAUAGAAGCAACGGAAAAAUCUUGCGCGUUAGAAAAAGAAAUUUUCAUGGGAUUAAGAGAUGAAAUUGCUAAACAAGUAGGACUUUUUCAAUCGAUUGCUUCCUCCAUUGCGGACAUUGAUUUAAUUGCUAGUUUUGCUGAAUUAGCAGUGACGAAAAAUUAUGUGAAACCUCAGGUGAUUAAUGAAGGAAUGUUGUGUAUUAAAGGAGGACGCCAUCCUGUCAUUGAAGAGCAUAUUCGAGAACCUUUUAUCCCUAAUGAUUUGGAGAUCGGAAAUGAGGAAAAUACAAUUGAAAUUAUAACGGGACCGAACAUGUCUGGGAAGUCAACAUUCCUGCGACAGAACGCUAUCAUUGUUAUCCUCGCUCAAAUUGGAAGUUUUGUUCCCGCUCAAUCAGCCGUUAUUCCUAUUUGUGAUAACAUUUUCUCUCGUAUCGGAUCGGGGGAUCGCUUAGUGCAAGGAGAAUCAACUUUUUUUGUGGAAAUGAAGGAGACAACUAACAUCCUUAGAAAACUGACAUCGAAAAGCUUAAUCAUCAUGGAUGAAAUAGGACGCGGAACCAGUACCUAUGAUGGGAUCGCACUCGCAUGGAGUCUGAUUGAGCACCUUAAUGAGGAAGGGCGAAAACCCAAAACUUUGUUUGCCACCCACUACCAUGAACUUAUUGUACUUAGUGAAAAAAAGGGUAUCUCACACUACCAUGUAACUGUUAAAGAAGAAGGAGAAGAAAUCAUUUUUCUUAAAAAAGUUAUCAAAGGGAUGGCUUCCAAGUCUUACGGUAUCCACGUUGCUAAAUUGGCAGGAAUGCCAUUUCCAGUUAUUCAAAGGGCUCAUGAAAUACUUCAUCGAUUGGAAAGCAAACAGCCCGAAAAAGGAGUGGAUCAAGUUUCUAAAAAUUCUUCUUCAUCUUCUAACCCAAAGCAAUCAAGUAUUCCCACCCCAAUAGAAAAAUCCUUAUUGGAAUUUGAUAUCAAUACAAAAACGCCAUUGGAAGCCAUGCAGUUUUUAUCUGAGUUAAACAGACAAUUAAAGGAUAAACCAAAUAAAAAUAGUUUUUGA
Molecule: messenger RNA, 2727 nt
Organism: Ylistrum balloti
Lineage: Eukaryota; Metazoa; Mollusca; Bivalvia; Pectinida; Pectinidae
Product: DNA mismatch repair protein MutS-like
Exons: 1
Coding region: 1-2727 (908 amino acids)
Biological process (GO): mismatch repair
Molecular function (GO): ATP-dependent DNA damage sensor activity; mismatched DNA binding; ATP binding
Source: RefSeq, a predicted model, not a curated record